CUGAAAUUCACGUAUAAUUUGCCCCAUUUACGUGUGAUUUCUUCACUCCGAAGUGGCUUCCUAUGGCGAAGCAUUGAUCAGAUCUUAGCCACUCCUCGUUCCCCGCAAGCAUAAUCCAAAACUGGUUUCUCCUUCUCUUCUCUUUCCCCUUUGUUUCAAUCCAAGUCUGCAAAACACCACACGAAAAUCCAAUGUUUCCUUCUCGUAAUUACUCGGCAUGUCUGCUUCUCUGCCUCCUCGUACUUUCCACCUUCUACAACUUCUCCAUGUCUCACUCACAAUCUCCUUGGACUGCAAAGAAAAUACGCAUGAAAGAGAGAGUUCGCAAUAUGUUUUACCAUGCGUAUGACAACUAUAUGACUUAUGCAUUUCCGCAUGAUGAGCUUAAACCUCUGACUAAAACUUUCACCGACUCCCUAAGUGAGCUGGGAAAUUUGAAGCUUGAACACUUGCCUCAAGACUACAACGGAUCUGCCCUUACGCUUAUUGAAUCGCUGUCUAGCCUUGUUAUUAUGGGUAAUAAUACUGAAUUUGAGAGGGUGGUACGCUGGCUUUCGGAAAAUCUAACAUUUGAUGUUGAUGCACGCAUAAAUCUUUUUGAGUGCAACAUAAGAGUUCUCGGAGGACUUGUUUCUGCUCAUUUAAUUGCUUCUGAUUCUUCAAAGAAUUUGUUUCAAGGAGCUUACAAGAAUCAGCUGCUAGUUCUGGCUGAAGAUUUAGGGAAGCGUUUUUUACCAGCAUUCAAUACGCCUACUGGAUUGCCAUAUGCAUGGAUUAACUUGAAGUAUGGAGUAAUGGAGAAUGAGACUACAGAAACAAGCACUUCAGGGUGUGGUUCUCUGAUUCUUGAAAUGGGUGCUUUAUCAAAAAUGACUGGUGACCCCAUAUAUGAAUCAGUAGCUUUACGAGCUCUUCGUAAGCUAUGGAGUAUGCACAGCUCAUUAAAAUUAUUUGGAACCACACUGGAUGUGGCAACUGGGCAAUGGAUUGAAUAUUCUUCAGGAAUUGGAGCUGGGGUGGAUUCCUUCUAUGAGUAUCUACUUAAGGCCUAUAUCCUUUUUGGAAAGGAGGACUUUUGGAAAAUGUUUCAUUCUGCUUAUGUUGCCGUGCAGAAACAUUUCAGACAUGGUCCUUGGUACCAUGAAGCUGAUAUGAGGACAGGAAGAGCAACUUAUUGGCAGCUUACAAGCCUUCAAGCAUUUUGGCCUGGCCUACAGGUUCUUGUUGGGGAUAUAAUUGCUGCAAAUUCAUCUCACCGUGAGUUCUUCAAUGUGUGGAAGAGAUUUGGAGUGAUACCAGAAAGGUAUUUGCUGGACCACCAGAUGCUUCACCCUACUGAAAAAUAUUAUCCACUGCGCCCUGAAUUGGCUGAGUCAACAUUCUACUUAUAUCAAGCUACGAAAGAUCCAUGGUAUAUUGAAGUCGGUGAAUCAAUAGUCAAUUCCCUUAAUCUAUACACCAAAGUAGAAGGUGGGUUUGCUAGCAUCAAGGACGUGACAACAAUGCAGUUGGAAGAUCAUCAACAUAGUUUUUUUCUUGCUGAAACGUGCAAAUAUUUAUAUCUUCUAUUUGAUGAUUCAUUUGUGGUUGAGAAUAAUUAUGUAUUUACCACUGAAGGUCAUCCCCUUCCCGUAAUAAGCACUUGGCAUGAAGAGCUUCCAGAAAGUUAUAUUCCAACUAAUUGGACUUCCGUGAAGAGGCAACCAACAGCAAAUCGAGUCAGUGCAAUGUCUUUGCAAGUAUGUCCUGCUAUGACUUUAAAGUCAGGUCAACAUAUUGAGAGUGCUUGCCACAUCCCCGAUGCUCGUAGUGAUUUCAGGUGUUUGACUGAUGAAGAUUGUGGAGUUGAUGCCGUUACAUGCAGACGAAGAUCAUGCAGCAUGGCUGGUUAUUGUGGGCUAUGGCUCUUCAUAUGAUACCAUGCUGUUUACAAAUAUUUUUUCUUAGGAACAGAGAAUAUUAAUGAAAAUUUACAUUAUAAAAAAAGAUAAAAUGCAAUUGCAGCUUUGUCAAUCAUUAAUUAGCAUCCAUCGGGUUACAGGAUUAGAGUAAGGUAGGCACAUAUUUGACAGUUUUGUUUAAAAGGUAUUAGCUUUUAUUCUGAGGCAUGCUUUUACAGAAGUAAAGAUGGGAGAAACGAGCUCGUUGUAUUUUUCCAUUACACGUUCUUUAAUUUGAUACAUUGAAAAUCUGUAUUUAUUUCUUCAGGCGACUCUUUUCCUUCCCAUUUUAGACCUAUUGAGCAUAUCUUGGUACAAGAAAAUAAUAAAUCGAAGCUUGAAUUG
Abrus precatorius (Indian licorice) is the source of this 2285-nucleotide messenger RNA. RefSeq names its product alpha-mannosidase I MNS5. The transcript is spliced from 15 exons. Gene Ontology annotation, molecular function: mannosyl-oligosaccharide 1,2-alpha-mannosidase activity; calcium ion binding. Gene Ontology annotation, cellular component: membrane; endoplasmic reticulum. The record is from RefSeq and is a predicted model, not a curated record. The coding region runs from base 192 to 1916 and encodes 574 amino acids. NCBI's taxonomy places the organism in Eukaryota, Viridiplantae, Streptophyta, Magnoliopsida, Fabales, Fabaceae. Gene Ontology annotation, biological process: carbohydrate metabolic process; mannose trimming involved in glycoprotein ERAD pathway; endoplasmic reticulum mannose trimming.